AAUACUAAGAGGAGGAAGCAAAAACAAAACCAAAAAAACAAAACCACCCCGUGCAAUUGGCUUCGAGUGCAUGUUGCGUCACAAAAAGGAACUGUUUGCAAGCGUGUGACCAGAAGGAGGAGAGGUGGGGGCAGGGCUCGGCUCAAACUUUAUAAUCAGGUAGUUUAUUGAAAUGGAAGGGAUAUCACGCACACAGUCGAGGCAUCUCUGCAGCACAUAGUCUCUUAAAGAAGAGGCCAUAUGAAAAAAUACAUGCAAUGAAAUUUACAACCUCAGGACUGCACUCAGCAGACGUGUGAAAACUGUUACACUGUUUCAACAUGGAGGAAGAAACCCAUGAAAGCUCAUUUGGGCCUCAAGAAAAAAUAAGUUUGAGCUCAUCCAUGAAUGCAAACCGCUGCUAUGGCUCCAUAGCCAGCGAGCCAGAAGAGAACCAACCUUUCACUACCAAUGUAAACGACAUCAAGCUCUCUCGCCGGAGAUCUUACAUUGCCGUGGCUGUGCUGUGCUACGUGAACCUGCUCAACUACAUGGACCGCUACACGAUCGCAGGAGUUCUGUCUAGCCUCCAGAAAUACUUUGGCAUCAGUGACAGCACAUCUGGACUAUUACAGACAGUUUUUAUUUGCAGCUUCAUGCUGCUGGCUCCAGUCUUCGGGUACCUUGGAGACCGUUACAACAGAAAACUGAUCAUGGUGGGCGGGAUGAUCGCAUGGAUUGUCACAACACUGGGCAGCUCUUUUGUCACGGCAGAGUAUUUCUGGGUGCUGGUCCUCAUGCGAGCCUUGGUUGGUACUGGAGAGGCCAGUUACUGCACAAUAGCUCCAACCAUUAUUGGAGACCUGUUCACUGGCUCCCAAAGAACCCUCAUGAUUGCCUUCUUCUAUAUCUUCAUCCCUGUUGGAAGUGGUCUUGGGUACAUUCUGGGAGCCACAAUCGCUACUGCUACAGGAGACUGGCGUUGGGCCCUUAGGCUGAACCCAAUUCUGGCGCUACCCGGGUUGAUACUUCUAGUAUUCCUGACCCCCAACCCUCCACGAGGCGCCUCCGAAACAGAUGGAGAAGCAUGCAUAGAGCACACGUCUUACCUAGAGGACAUCAAAUAUCUACUCAGGAACCGGAGCUUUGUGUGGUCCACUCUGGGAGUGACUGCCAUGGCUUUCGUCACAGGUGCAUUGGCUUUCUGGACACCCACCUUUAUGUCUCGGGCUCGAGUCAUCCAGGGCAUCACUCCUCCAUGCUCAGAAGAACCAUGUGACCCUUCGGACAGUUUUGUCUUUGGGGGAAUCACGGUGGUGACGGGUAUUGUUGGCGUUUUCAUCGGAUCCUUAAUAUCUAGGCAGCUGAGAGACAAAGUGGCCAAUGCUGACCCUCUCAUAUGUGCUGUGGGAAUGCUCAGUUCUGCUCCUUGCUUGUACAUCGCCAUGGUCCUGGCAUCCAUCAGCAUUCCUGCCACAUAUACUUUUAUUGGUAUUGGAGAAAUCCUACUUUCUCUGAACUGGGCCAUUCUAGCUGACAUCUUACUGUAUGUUGUCAUACCAACCCGAAGGGCAACAGCGGAAGCUUUACAGAUUUUAACAUGUCACCUACUUGGUGAUGCAGGAAGUCCAUAUCUUAUUGGCAUAGUCUCAGAUGCUCUGAGUAAGCUUAAACCCGACUCUGCUGACUGGAGGUUCCGCAGUCUAGAGUACAGCGUCAUCCUGUGCCCUUUCAUCGGUGUUCUGGGAGGCCUUUUCUUCCUCCUGACUGCCCUAUAUAUCAAAGAGGACAGGAAAGCUGCCGAGAUGCUGAUGAAAGGAGAAACUCCAGACCAAGCUGAACCCGUCACAGAGUCAACAUGACCUAUAAGCACACGCUCAAUAGCACAUUGAAACUACUGGCGAAAAAAUUUAACCACUGAAGUUCAUAGGCACUGCUCUGUAAAUAUUGCAAAUAUUGUGAUUUCCUUUUAACAUGUUUUAAUACUAUUUUUAUUGUUGUUUUUUAUGGACCAUUGCGCAGUUAUAUACAGUACAGUUUUGUCAAAUGGUAUUUUGUAUGUCUUUGAGUAUGUCGAUGUGCAUACUUUAGGAGAAUCUUUAAUCCCACCAGCCAUAACACCUAACAGGGUUCUCAGACAUCCUUAUUUGAUAUCCUAAAUUAAGGAGAUCAGUAAAAAAUAUUUUACAUCUGUGACUGUCCUGUGCUCUUUAAUAAACACCUACAUUUUUAAAAACACAGUCAGGAAACUUCUAGGCAGGGAGGCGGUUCUCUCUGACUGUCAGUUAUAAUAUAAGCCCAUAUAAGGGUAUGCUGUAAAUGAAUGAUGGAGUAGGAGACAACACUAGGUACAAGGUCUUCUCAUCUCCACUUAAAACUCACUUUUCCAGUUUAACCAUGUACAAUAUUACAUUUUUAUCUCAUUAUAAUUGUUUAAGCAAUUAUGUUGAGUUUCACUUAUGUUCACAGUUUCAUUAAGGAUUGUUUGUGGUAUGUUGUUGCAGUGGGUAACGUUGCUGCCUUACAGCUCCAGGGUCCCCGGUUUGAUCCUGAGCUCAGGUUACUGUCUAUAUGUGCCAUGUCAACAUCAGAAUCGGUGUCAAACUACAAUUCCCAGAGUACAGCGUGGCCUACACACGUGGCUGCCGAGCACUACAACUCACAGCCAUUACACUGGGUAUGUCUCAACCAGCUCCCUAGUUCAGUAGGUGGUGAAUCAGUAUAUUAUGUACACGCGUUUGGGCACUGGUAACGACUUAAAGACUCACUACACAUUGGGACACUGAUAACUGAAUUUCUGGUGACAUGACUACAUACUUGCGUUAUAAAACCUCACCAAAAAUUAAAAUGUCAAAAUAUUUAAGUUUUAUAUGUUAUAUAAAUUUGUUAGCUUAAUCACACAUAUUUCUGUCAUAAUAUUUCAAGCAGAGUCAUAGUCAAGCUAGUGGAUAAAAUCAUUAAACCCUUAAUAGCCGAUAGACUCAAACUGUAUAUAGAGCUUCAGAUGAAGUUAAAAUUCUGUUUUUUCUCGUCGUGCUCUUGCCUGACCUGUUGUUUGUUGAUUGCCUAUCUCUUGCCUGAAGCCUGUUUCAUGAAGCGAGUUGCAGAGUAAGCUUUAAUUAAGGGUAACAGGUUUCAUGACGUUGGUUAUCAACUUUCUCAGUCGACCCAGGUGUUAACCCAGAAUCAAGGUUUACUGCGUGUGCAUAAAAGCCAGACGUUUGUAGCAAAUAGCCAAUAGCGUUCAACGUGGACAAUUGGUCAACAUGGCCAAAGCGCUGGAAAAUUGCUCAUUGUGUAAAUGCGUAAGUUUACUUUUAUAGGCUCACAAUGAGAAUAAACGAUUUGAAAACUUAUAACCGCAAUGUAUUUCAUGUCAUUUCAUUUAGUAUAAAUGUAAAUUAUUUUAAUUACAUAUUAAUUAGAGAUGCACCUAUAUUAUAUUUCUUAGCCAAUACCGAUAACCGAUUAUUCGGAGUGAUAUCGGCUGAUACCGAUAACAGAUACCGAUAGUUCUGCCUUUUAUACCUUCUUUUAAAUGAAUAAUAAUUAAUUCCACAAUUCUGAAAGAAAUGCAAAUAAAAACUUUAUUCUCUCCAUUUCAACAAGUUGUUUCACAGUAACUGGUCUCAUAAACAGAAAACACAUUACUCUAAUUAACAUUAACACAUGAACUACAUUCUGAAGAUUAAAGUAAGAUUUCUUAACUUAUUGAAUGUUAUUAAUUCAUAUUAACAUUGACUGAAGUCUAAAAAACCUCCUGUUACUCUCACAUUCACUCACCACAAACACAAGCAU
Messenger RNA from Ictalurus furcatus (blue catfish), 3777 nucleotides. RefSeq names its product SPNS lysolipid transporter 3, sphingosine-1-phosphate (putative) (gene spns3). The coding region runs from base 321 to 1841 and encodes 506 amino acids. NCBI's taxonomy places the organism in Eukaryota, Metazoa, Chordata, Actinopteri, Siluriformes, Ictaluridae. The record is from RefSeq and is a predicted model, not a curated record. Gene Ontology annotation, biological process: transmembrane transport. The transcript has 13 exons. Gene Ontology annotation, molecular function: transmembrane transporter activity. Gene Ontology annotation, cellular component: membrane.